Molecule: messenger RNA, 1183 nt
Organism: Danio rerio (zebrafish)
Lineage: Eukaryota; Metazoa; Chordata; Actinopteri; Cypriniformes; Danionidae
Gene: fhad1
Product: forkhead-associated (FHA) phosphopeptide binding domain 1
Source: RefSeq, marked validated
AACCUAUUGUAGACAGACAGCAGAACAUGAGGAGAGGUGUCGAACAGUGAAAAACUUAAAGGCCUGCAGGUUCAAAUGAGGGGUUUUCUUAAAACGCCAAACUGGGUAUUUAAACUCCAGCCUAAAACCACAACUAUAGGAAGACACAAAGACUCUGACCUCUGUCUACAGAACAGUGGGGUGGAUGAAUAUCAUGCCACUAUUGACUGGUGUGAAGCGGACAGCUGCUAUGUUAUCCGUGACUUAAACUCAGCACACGGGACAUACGUUAAUGACUGCCGGAUCCACAAUGCAACAGUGCGUCUCUCUCCAGGAGACCAGCUUCACUUUGGCUAUGGAGGAUCAACCUAUGAGCUGUCCAUUGACAACGAGAAAUCAUCUCCAGUUCCACAGGCCUGGCCACGAGUUCGGACUACCUCUGUUUCACCCCAUCCUCCAACCAGACCUCGUCCUAUGAGUGCCGGAAUGAAACGGGGUUCCACUACAACUGAUCGAAAAACUCAAUCUAGUAGACCAGGAAGCUGGAGUGCUAACAGAGGAUGUAAUCUCAGAAGUAUAACUCAACCUAACAUUUCUCAAAACAUCCAAUGCCUUCCUAUGGACGAGGAGGAGAGCUUGCAUAGCCUUGGAGAGGGACAUAUUCGUGUGUCUCUGUGCUUUGACGAUGAGUCCCAGAGGAAGAAUGAUGCGAUCGCGGCCCUGAAGGAGGAAGUGUCAGCUCUCAAGAGCCAGCUGUCUCAGAAGAAGCAGGGUGAUCCAGAUGUCACACACAGACUUCUCUGCCUGGAGAGUGACAUCAAAGAGAAAAGGGAUCAGAUACAGCAGCUAAAGGAGCAGAUGCUGGAGCUUCAGAGAUGUUCUGGAGAGAUGCUUGAACAGACUGUGACUGAGAGAGAUCAGAAGAUCAGCGCUUUAUUAGAACAGAUGGAUAAACUCAGGAGACAAAAUUCUUCCUCUACAGCACUGGUUAGCAGUCUGCAGAGAGACUUGUCUGCCCGAGAGAAACAGGCUCUAAAACUAGCCGCUGAGGUGGACAAGCUCAGACAAGAUGUGAGACGCAGAGAAGCCAAACUCUCAGGCAUUAUGGACAAGGUUCCUGCAUCCCUCUCCUUCUACAGCUGUUCAGCUCUCUAGGUUAACACGUAGCUUUCAAAGUGUUUUAUCAAUAAAAGAUCACACUUUC